UUAAUCCAGCCUUCAUCCUGGAUUUCAUAAACUAAAACAAGAGAGCCUGGCAGAAGGACAGCGCUGCUGCUGGGUUGAGGAAAUUGAUGACGGGGAAGCAUGCGGGCAACCCAGAGUAUAAAACUCACACACGUGUAGGCAGACGCUCAGCUACCACUUUGGACGGUGGCUUCCCGCCAGUAGAGACCCCGCCGCGAGAAGCGGAGCCCGAGCCGCGGGAAACAUGAAGCGCCUCCUGCUGCUGGUCACGCUGCUGGUACCCGCGCACCUAGCGGCCGUCUGGAGCUUCAAGUACGCGGUGGAUUGCCCCGAGCGCUGUGACAGUAGGCAGUGCAGAAGCAGCCCGCGCUGUAAGAGGACAGUGCUAGACGACUGUGGCUGCUGCUGGGUGUGCGCCGCGGAGCUGGGAGACACCUGCUACCGCACAGUCUCGGGCAUGGAUGGCGUGAAGUGUGGCCCCGGGCUGAGGUGUCAGUUUUACAAUGAGGAGGAUGAUUUUGGUGACGAGUUUGGUAUCUGCAAAGACUGCCCCUUUGGCACCUUCGGGAUGGAAUGCAAACAGACUUGCAGCUGUCAGUCUGGCAUAUGCGACAGGGUGACCGGCAAAUGUCUGAAGUUUCCCUUCCAGUAUUCAACAGCCAAGGCUACCAACCAGAGAUUUGUAACACACACAGAGCAUGACGUGGCAUCUGGAGAUGGCAAUGCUGUGAGAGAAGAACUUGUGAAGGAAAAGGACACCCUAUCUCCUGUAACGAAGUGGUUAAAUCCACGCUGAUCCUGGGUGGGGUUUCUGAGAGAAGACCCUGUUUUAACAAUCAUUCAACACACAGCCAACAUUUUAGGAAUUCUCUGUAUUAUAGCAUAUGGACAUAUGAUUUUUGGAGACCAAGUGCGAUUUAGGGUGGGUCCAGGAAAAAAAAGUAGGCUACUAACAAUCCAUAAAAUGCAUAUAACUGAACUCUUUUAGAUAUUUGUUAAACAUUUGAAUGCAUAUAGAUUUGUUAAAUAUGUGUUUUUAGUUGUAGUGAAGAACUAAAGAUGCGAUUUGGAUAACCUUAACUUGGAGGGAAAGCAGCCAAAGAGAAGGCUAGCCAAAGCUGAAGACCACAGCCAGUAUAUGGCUCUUUGACUCGAUGUACAUUAUUGUCCAGAUAUGGGCUGGAGAGAAUUAAGAGCAAGCGAAGGUGGGGGUGGCGGCUGGGAGAGAAUGAUAUUUAGGUCUUCCUUUGGUAGCUUCAGUAGAAUUUACUUGUGGUUUUUUUUUUUUUUUUCCCACUUUGGAAAAAGU
Molecule: messenger RNA, 1288 nt
Organism: Cervus elaphus (red deer)
Lineage: Eukaryota; Metazoa; Chordata; Mammalia; Artiodactyla; Cervidae
Gene: ESM1
Product: endothelial cell specific molecule 1
Exons: 3
Coding region: 224-775 (183 amino acids)
Cellular component (GO): extracellular region
Source: RefSeq, a predicted model, not a curated record